Molecule: messenger RNA, 2559 nt
Organism: Histoplasma mississippiense
Lineage: Eukaryota; Fungi; Ascomycota; Eurotiomycetes; Onygenales; Ajellomycetaceae
Product: metal resistance protein YCF1
Exons: 2
Coding region: 1-2559 (852 amino acids)
Biological process (GO): transmembrane transport
Cellular component (GO): membrane
Molecular function (GO): ATP hydrolysis activity; ATP binding; ABC-type transporter activity
Source: RefSeq, a predicted model, not a curated record
AUGGCUCUGAAUGGAAUCCCUCAAGUGGUCUUAUCCGCUUCACGAUCUUCCAAUGUCAGCUCCUCAUUGCCUUCAGCUCUCGGCCGCCGGCAAGCUUUCUGCGGCGAUAGUGAAGGAUGGGGUCCGAUAAGCGGCACGAGGUUCGACUUCACACCUUGUUUUCUAGAUGUCUGGGUAUCUCUGGUGGCCGUUUGGGGUCUGGUUAUGGGCGCUGGUGCUAUCUGGUUCUUAUUUACAAAGAGGACCGCUCAGCCCGUACAGAAGAAUUGGCAUUUCUACGCGAAGUUGGCUGUCAUAUGGGCUCUCAUCUUGGUGACCAUGCUCCAAGCUUCGCUUCAGGUGGAGACUUCCCCCAAGAUAUGGCUUGGAGACUUUAGGUUCUGGACAAAUAUCCUUAUUUUCGCAUCUUUGGGCGUUAUAUAUGCUGUGCAGUACUAUGAGCAUUGGAGGAGUCGACAACCGAACGGGGUUGUUUUAUUCUACUGGCUAUUUUUAAUGAUCGUCUACGCCGUCAAACUCCGAUCCCUCGUUUCCCAGCAAUUAUACCGACAUCAAUUGCCUUAUUUUAUCACCUUCGCCGUCGGCCUUGGCCUUGUCAUAACCGAGUUUGUGUUGGAAUAUUUUAUCGAGAAGCAACAAAGCGCAUAUGAUGCGCUGGGAGACGAGGACGAGUGCCCCUACGAAUAUGCUGAUAUCUUUUCCGUUUUGACUUUCUCUUGGAUGACGCCUUUGAUGAAGUUUGGCUACAACAAUUUUCUCACCCAAGAUGAUCUGUGGAAUCUGCGUCGCAGAGAUACCACAUGUGUCACCGGUAGCGAAUUGGAGAAAGCGUGGGCUCAUGAGCUGAAAAAGAAAAAACCGUCGCUCUGGUUUGCCUUAUUCAGAGCGUUUAGCGCACCAUAUUUCCGGGGGGCUGUGAUCAAAUGUGGGAGUGACAUUUUGGCUUUUAUCCAGCGUCAGCUUUUACGGCUCCUUAUCACAUUUAUUGAUUCAUUUCGGUCUGACACCCCGCAACCAGUUGCUCGGGGUGUUGCAAUUGCUCUCGCCAUGUUCCUUGUUUCAGUAAGCCAGACGGCUUGCCUUCAUCAGUAUUUCCAGAGAGCCUUUGAAACUGGAAUGCGUGUUAAGUCUUCUCUGACCUCCAUGAUUUACACAAAGUCCCUGAAACUUUCGAAUGAGGGCCGCGCUUCAAAAACCACUGGUGAUAUCGUCAACCAUAUGGCCGUUGACCAGCAACGACUUUCUAACCUGACUCAGUUUGGAAUGCAACUGUGGUCUGCGCCGUUUCAAAUUACCCUCUGUAUGAUAUCUCUCUACCAGCUUCUUGGGUUGAGUAUGCUUGCGGGUGUUGGAGUAAUGAUAUUGAUGGUUCCACUGAAUGGGCUGGUUGCAAGGAUAAUGAAAAACCUUCAAGUCAAGCAAAUGAAAAAUAAGGACCAGCGAACCAGGUUAAUGACCGAAAUUCUGAACAACAUGAAAACUAUCAAGCUUUAUGCUUGGAAUACCGCCUUUAUGAACAAGCUAAACCACGUUCGCAAUGACCUGGAGUUAAAUACACUCAGAAAAAUUGGCGCCACACAGUCCGUUGCGAACUUUACCUGGUCAUCGACACCAUUCCUAGUCUCUUGCUCCACUUUCGCCGUUUUUGUUUUGACGAAUGAAAAACCUUUGACGACAGAGAUUGUUUUUCCGGCAUUAACCCUUUUCAAUCUACUAACGUUUCCUCUGUCUAUUCUCCCCAUGGUCAUCACGUCCAUCAUCGAGGCUUCAGUUGCAGUGUCUCGCCUUACGACAUACUUCACGGGGGAAGAAUUGCAGGAAAAUGCGGUUACAUUUGAGGACGCUGUUUCUCACACUGGAGAUGAGUCCGUACGAAUCCGGGAUGCAUCCUUUACAUGGAACAAACAUGAAGGUCGAAACGCCCUGGAGAAUAUUGAGUUCAGCGCCAGGAAAGGAGAGCUGAGUUGUAUAGUCGGUCGUGUAGGUGCUGGAAAGUCAUCUUUCCUACAAGCAAUGUUAGGAGAUCUCUGGAAGAUCAAUGGAGAAGUGAUUGUCCGAGGUCGCAUUGCGUAUGUCGCACAACAAACUUGGGUUAUGAACGCUAGUGUCAGGGAAAAUAUUGUCUUUGGUCAUCGCUGGGAUCCCCAUUUCUACGAGGUUACUGUAGAAGCAUGCGCCUUGCUCGAUGACUUCAAGAUUCUUCCAGAUGGCGACCAGACUGAGGUUGGUGAACGGGGCAUUUCUCUCUCUGGCGGCCAAAAAGCCCGUCUAACGUUGGCAAGGGCUGUGUAUGCCCGUGCGGACAUAUACCUUUUGGAUGAUUGCCUAUCCGCUGUGGAUCAACAUGUAGGGAGGCAUAUUAUUAACCGAGUCCUGGGUCGGAAUGGCGUUCUGGCUGGCAAAACAAAGAUCCUCGCAACUAAUGCUAUAGCUGUGCUGAAAGAAGCGAACUUUAUCGCGUUAUUGCGGAAUGGGACUAUCAUUGAGAAGGGAACAUACGAGCAGCUCCUAGCCAUGAAAGGGGAGGACUGCGAAUAUUAUUCGCACCACUACAACUGA